This is a messenger RNA of Aspergillus heteromorphus CBS 117.55, 800 nucleotides long. RefSeq lists its product as uncharacterized. NCBI's taxonomy places the organism in Eukaryota, Fungi, Ascomycota, Eurotiomycetes, Eurotiales, Aspergillaceae. Bases 85 to 447 code for a protein of 120 amino acids. The transcript is spliced from 2 exons. The record is from RefSeq and is a predicted model, not a curated record.
CGCGGUGAAAACAUUCUGCAUUUAGCUUCAAGGCACUGCAAUCCAGACAUACUCCGCCUCCUAAUUGAUCGUUUUCCAGGAGGUAUGUAUCAAGCGGACAAACAAGGGGAUAUACCCCUGGUGCGGGUUAUCAAAAGUCCCUUGGCGUCACAAGACCGAUAUGAGUCAGCGAGAAUCCUUCUCUUGCAAAGCGACAUCGACUGGAAAAGCCAUUCUUGGGAUGGAAAGCAAAAUCCCUUGCGGGCAGCCGUGCAGCUUGGCGAUUCAAAUAUGUGUCGCCUCUUGGUCGGUAUUGGCAACAUGAAUCCACUUUCGGCGUUGGCUGAUGGCAGCGAGGGCCAGGUGGAAUUGCGAGACAGAACUCCAGAUAACGAGGAUAACGAGCUGCAAAUCUGGCAAUUCCUUUGUUCGCUUGCUGACAUGGGGUCGGUAAAUGCUCAGCAUUAGAUCAGUCUGUCUUCCAAUGUGAAACCCCCCAGCGUUCGUGUCUGGAGCAUCAUUUUCUUUAAUGCACUCAUUAAUUUCCUGCCCCUCACCUGCCUGGUAGUUAUGAUGGUCGGAGAAAGUAUCAUAGGUAAAGCAAAUUGUGUAAACUAGUAUGAAGAAUAAAAGAAGAUCUGGUUCUGACAUAAGUAGGAUAAAAAUGCGAUCUAUAGGCCAGAAUCAGACAGAAUCCGGCAAGGAUAUUCGGGGGGGACCACGAGAUUUUUGUCUGACAAGAAGGACAAGAAACACAAAACAACCCUCAAAAAUGCAAGCCAUCGAUGGGGCGUUUUUGGGGCGAAAGAGUCUGCUGAAAG